Molecule: messenger RNA, 3981 nt
Organism: Amyelois transitella
Lineage: Eukaryota; Metazoa; Arthropoda; Insecta; Lepidoptera; Pyralidae
Gene: hyx
Product: parafibromin
Exons: 12
Coding region: 234-1889 (551 amino acids)
Biological process (GO): positive regulation of transcription elongation by RNA polymerase II; transcription elongation by RNA polymerase II
Cellular component (GO): Cdc73/Paf1 complex
Molecular function (GO): RNA polymerase II complex binding
Source: RefSeq, a predicted model, not a curated record
UUCACGUCAGUCAGUCAGUAAAUUAAGUUGGUUGUUUCGUUGCGUGGUUAUACUACAGAAAUUUAUUUUCGCGAGUGUUUUAAUUGUGGUGUAAUAAUUUGUCACAAUUAAUUAAGUAUUCGAAAGUCUUAACAAUGAGUUAUUAUCUUUAUCGUUUGUGAAAUUGAAAAUUUAGUAAGCAAAUUGUGGAACAGUGAAAUAGCAAGCCACAGGAAUACGUUUACAACGUAAUCAUGGCGGAUCCGUUGAGUUUGCUUCGGCAAUACAACGUAAAUAAAAAAGAGAUUAUCGAACGUGAUAAUCAAAUUAUAUUUGGGGAGUUUUCUUGGCCAAAAAAUGUUAAAACCAACUACCUCAUGUGGGGGUCUGGGAAGGAUGCCUCACAUGUCAAGGAAUAUUACACGCUUGAAUGUCUUCUAUUCAUUCUUAAAAACAUUCAACUGACACAUCCAGUUUAUGUGCGUCAAGCAGCUGCAGCGAAUAUUCCGGCUGUCCGUCGUCCAGAUCGUAAAGAGUUAUUAGCAUACUUGAAUGGAGAAACUGCUACCUGUGCUUCCAUUGACAAAAGUGCACCUCUGGAGAUACCAACUCAGGUAAAACGCACCCAUGACCAUGACGGCGGAGAAUCUGCAGCCAAAAAGCCUCGUAUUGAAGAAACACAUGUGCAGAAAGUACGCGAGCAACUUGCGGCUCGUCUUGAUGCUCCGAAAGAGGCGUCUGUCACAGUUGAUAACAUCAAGUCCUUAUCAGAUGCUAUGUCAGUUGAGAAAAUUGCUGCUAUCAAAGCGAAACGUUUAGCUAAAAAAAGAACAACAAUCAAAAGCAAUGAUUAUACAGACAACUUGGUGGUUGGAUCUGAUUUGCGGGCCAUCCUUGAUUAUGAUGUUGAUCUCACAAAAGAUAUCAUUAGUCGAGAGAGGCAGUGGAGGACCAGAACAACAGUAUUACAAAGUAAUGGAAAAACAUUUUCGAAGAGUAUUCUGGCACUAUUGGCUAGUAUCAAAGCUCGAGAGGAAGGAAGACCAGGAAUCCCGCGGCCUCCACCAGUUGUAAUGCCACAGCCAACCAUUUUACCUGCACAGCAAACUCAAUACAACAGAUACGAUCAGGAAAGAUUUAAUAGGCAAAAAGAAGAAACUGAGGGUUUCAAAAUCGACACUAUGGGCACAUACCACGGGAUGACCCUAAAGUCUGUGUUGGUGCCCGAAGGCCCGAGCGUACCGGCUGCGGCUCGCGCUCCCCAGACACCAAAUCAUCCGCGGCAGAUGCAACGUCCGAUAUCUAGCAGUACCCCGGGCGGGCCCCGACGCGAGCUGCUGCCGGCCGCGGCGGCGCGCGCGCCGGCGGGCGGCGGCAAGCGGCCGUCGCGCACGCCCAUCAUCAUCAUCCCCGCCGCAACCACCGCCCUCAUAUCCAUGUUCAACGUCAAGGACAUGUUGCAGGACCUCAAAUUUGUACCUGUGGAGCAAAAGAAAGCCGAAGGUUCUGUUCGUGAAAACGAAGUACUGCUUCAGAGGAGGAAGGGAGCCACCGGUGACCAAGUUCCUAACAAUGCAAAUUCAACCACGGUGCCAUACCGUGUAGUGGAUAACCCGGCCAGGUUGUCUGCAGCGGAGUGGGACCGAGUGGUGGCCGUGUUCGUGCAGGGCCCGGCUUGGCAAUUCAAAGGCUGGCCGUGGGAUGGAAAUCCAGUGCAAAUAUUUGCUAACAUAUGCGCUUUUCACCUGAAAUUCGACGAGAUGAAGCUGGACGCGAACGUGGCCCGCUGGGCCGUCACGGUACUCAACCUGAGCCGCACCAAGCGGCAUCUCGACCGCGCCGUGCUGCUCGGCUUCUGGGAGACUCUAGACAAGCACAUGAUGAAAAAUAAACCACAUCUUAGGUUCUAAGUUUGUUGUAGCUUUAUAAAUUUUAUCCUAUAGUGUGAAUAUAUAAAAUGCCUUCAAAGAAAAAUGAGUCUAAGUCAAUUCAUGCCAUUUGAGGAACAUUUUGGCUUUGGGUUAUGUAUCAUACUGACACAAUGUUGAGUAAUAUCAAAGUUUUUUUAAUGUUUUGACAUUUAUGUAUGACUCCGGUAUUAAUGACAUACAGUGUUAUACUUGCCAAUACUUAUAACUAUGGACUUGUAACUUCACUUCAAUUAUUUUAAAAUAUCAAAUUAAAAAUAUGUCUUUGCUUAUGUCAACUAAAGUGGGGAAUUGACAGAUUACCCCAACCGUUUAGUUAAAAUUGGUAAUCUGUGUAGAGAACCCCUUUACAAAUUUCAUUGCUUGACUAUGUGCCCUUGUACCUACACUUUUUAACUUCUGGUCCCUACUACACCAAGGUCAAGUGACUUUUAUAUGCGUAAAAGCCUUUAAUGUGUUAUAAGAGUGCAAUUUAUUUAUAACUAAGAUAGAUAAUCAUUUUCUAACUUGAUUUGAAUAUAUGUUCACAAUUAUCGAAAGAGUGCAUUAUGUGAAAACGUGGAUUGAUUAUUUUUUGACAAUAGCUCAUUUUGAUAAAUAUUUCUAGAAGAUUGUUCAUCACAGAUAGUUAUAAUAUUGUUGAAAAAAAUUGUCUCGAAUAUUUACUGCUUUCAUAAUUUGUAUGAUAUUGAUAAUGAUACCAAAAUACUUUAAAUGGUACUGAAAUGUUCAAAGAUCUGUGAUCUUUGUUUAUUGCAACAAUAAAUUGUUGACCAGGAUAUUGGUAUUUUUCUUCAUAUUUCAAGAUGAACGCAAAUUUAGGCGCACCAUGCAAAACAAACGCAAUCACUGCGGGGUGCGUCACCAAGCACUUCACUUUCCCCCUUUUUGUAUUUUGAGUGUCGGCGAAGAAAAAACACAAUUUGUUUUUAAUUUUGUCUUUAUUUAAAAUUUCAUUUAUUUCUAUUGUAAUUGUAUAACAAUAAAUAAUUCUGUUCUCUUUGAGAGAUAAGUACAUACAUAUGUUAUUAUUAUUUAUGCAAUGUAUAAUAGGUAUGUAUUUAAUGAUAUUUCUGUACACAAAAUAAAACCAUUCGUUACUACCCAUAACAAUAUCACAUCGUUAGGUGUAUGUACUCGCUGUGUGCCCACUUUUACUUAGUAAAUAGGUACAAUGUUUAUGAUAAUAAUCAUUUACACGUGGAUUUUAUUUUUCUACAAACAUUUGGCAAAAAUUUAUUUUUAAGCUGGUAACAAGAGCGUUUUAGCCCGUCUUUAUAUUAAAGUUUUCCUGAGAAAUCCUUAUCAAUCCUAUUACAAUCAGUAAAUAUAAAAAUAUUUUUAAUAAAAACAGAAUGCUGACGGUUUCGCUAUGCCCCGGUAAGGAAUGAUAGGACCAAAUUUUACCAGUCGCACAGCUUGCCGCCUGAACAUUGUCAAUACGUUAUUUAUUAGAAAACACACACUCUAGUCUUUGACUUGGGGUAGCAUGUACCUGUAGUGAACCCUAGAUUCCUUAGAUUAUAUCGAUAUGGACGAAAGUGCCAUGAUACAUCACUAUCUACUAUAUAAAUACUUGAAAUCUAAGGUUAACAUUGAACCUAUGGUUAAGUUUACUUCACAUAUUGCUAUCCCCUUUAUGGUGAGUAAAAACUGUAAAAAUAUGUAAAUUAAAUGACACAUUAUCUAGAUUCCCCAAUAACUAUGUUGUCUAGAUGAGUAUGAGCUACGAACUAUGAGUUUAGCACAAUCACUCAUAGUGACGCGAACGGGGAUACAAGCCGGCUCAAAAUUAGCUGCAGUCAAAUUUCAAUGAUAGGUAACAAAUUAAAACUAAAAUUGAAAAGGUAAUAAAACGCACAAGCCCUAAUAUUUUAUUAAUGUGACCUCGUGGUAAAUUUAUACCUAGCAGAUCCAUAUUUAGAAUUGAUUAUUUAAAUACUUUGUAUGUUUUUUACAAUAUGUUUUUGUUUCUUUCUAACAUUCAUAGCUAAGCUCUUAUUAUCUCGAUUAGCAUGUCCCCCAUAGGAAUGAUUCGUGCAAACUAAUGAAAUGAACGAUGAUUUCUAUCUAA